AUGUAUCACAUUCAUAUAUAUUCACUUCUCUUAUAGUAGUUAACAAGUUUGCUUAUUACUCAGCUUAAUUUAUUGCUCUUGAGAGUCGAUAGUUUCAAAUUUCGAACCAAACACACAUAACAUUUUCCAUGGCAUACCAAAACCCUCCUUCAAUUCCAAUCUCAGAUCCUGAAGCACCGGAAAUCACUCCUACUCAUACUCCUUCAACCACCACCCCACUAGCCAAUGGAUUUUCAGCCAAAGGAGUGGUGGAAAAAAUAAAAAACAACUUGGUUUUUCACUCAAAAUGGGGUGAGCUCAAUGGCGCCAUGGGUGACCUUGGCACUUAUGUACCAAUUGUUUUGGCCUUGACCCUUGCUAGGGACCUCAACCUUGGCACCACGCUGAUAUUUACCGGUGUGUACAAUAUCAUCACUGGUGUCAUCUAUGGGGUCCCUAUGCCGGUCCAGCCGAUGAAGUCCAUUGCGGCCCAGGCCUUAUCGGACACUGAUUUCGGUGUGCCCGAGAUCAUGACCGCCGGUAUAUUAACCGGCGGCGUGUUGUUUGUUUUGGGGGUGACAGGGUUGAUGCAGCUUGUUUACAUGCUCAUUCCUCUCUGUGUUGUGAGGGGAAUUCAACUAGCACAAGGUUUGUCAUUUGCCUUGACAGCUGUUAAGUAUGUGAGGAAAAUUCAGGACUUGCCAAAGUCUAAAUCUUUGGGGGAGAGGCAUUGGUUUGGGCUUGAUGGGUUGGUUUUGGCCAUUGUUUGUUUGUGUUUCAUUGUGGUUGUGAAUGGGGCUGGGGAGAAGAGUAGAGGGUGUUGUGAUGUUGUGGAAAGUGGUGGUGGUGAUGAUGAUUUGGGUGGUCAAAAGAGGAAUAAUGAGGUUGUUGCAAGAAGCAGGACAAGCAGGGUGAGGAAGGUUAUUUUCUCACUACCUUCUGCUUUCAUGGUGUUUGUGUUGGGGGUUGUUUUGGCCUUCAUAAGAAGGCAUGAGGUGGUGCAUGAAAUAAAGUUUGGACCUUCCUCAAUAGAAGUAGUGAAGUUCUCUAAGCAUGCAUGGAAAAAGGGUUUUGUGAAGGGUGCAAUCCCUCAACUUCCAUUGUCGAUUUUGAACUCUGUGGUGGCUGUUUGCAAGUUGUCAUCAGAUUUGUUCCCAGGGAAGGAUUUCUCAGCCACUUCGUUGUCAGUGACAGUGGGAUUGAUGAACUUGAUUGGUAGUUGGUUUGGUGCUAUGCCGAGUUGCCAUGGUGCUGGUGGACUUGCGGGGCAAUACAAAUUUGGUGGAAGGAGUGGUGGGUGUGUGGCACUUCUUGGUGUUGCCAAAUUGGUGUUGGGUUUGGUGUUGGGAACUUCUUUGGCACACAUUUUGAAGCAGUUUCCUGUGGGGAUCUUAGGGGUGUUGCUUUUGUUUGCUGGAAUUGAACUAGCCAUGUGUGCUAGGGACAUGAACACAAAGGAAGAUUCCUUUGUGACUCUUGUUAUCACUGCAGUUUCACUCGUGGGAUCAAGUGCAGCUCUUGGCUUUUUGUGUGGAAUGGUUGUCUAUGUGCUUCUUAGGCUGAGGAAUUGGACAAGGGGUAAACCACUUUCUACUAUUUGGAUGCAGAAAAGUCCUGAGCAAGUUUGAAGAAAAGGUGUAUGUACACGAUGUUGUUUGUUUACUAGUAAUUGUCAAUGUGUAUGGUUUUCAAAAGUGAUUGUUGUCUGAAAGUUUCUUUCUUUUCCCCCUACAGUUUGUUAUCAUUUGUUGCUUGACCAACAAUGGGGACUUGGAAGGGUUUUAAGACAUUAUUACUCUAUUUGUAAUUGCAAGGAGUGUUAGUUAGUAUGUAGGAACCUUUAGUUAUUGAUGGCUUUUGCUCUUUGUAGUUUGAGUGUAUUCGCGUCACCAGAAAUUGUAUGUAUAUAGUAAUCAAUAAUAUAAUUGGAAUACAUUAACGGUGUAAAUCUUGUUUACACUGUUAUCCCAUA
Glycine soja is the source of this 1951-nucleotide messenger RNA. Its product is annotated as molybdate transporter 1-like. The transcript has a single exon. Lineage: Eukaryota; Viridiplantae; Streptophyta; Magnoliopsida; Fabales; Fabaceae. Gene Ontology annotation, biological process: molybdate ion transport. Gene Ontology annotation, molecular function: molybdate ion transmembrane transporter activity. The record is from RefSeq and is a predicted model, not a curated record. Bases 129 to 1607 code for a protein of 492 amino acids.